This is a messenger RNA of Carassius auratus (goldfish), 1920 nucleotides long. RefSeq names its product mitochondrial peptide methionine sulfoxide reductase-like. The record is from RefSeq and is a predicted model, not a curated record. Lineage: Eukaryota; Metazoa; Chordata; Actinopteri; Cypriniformes; Cyprinidae. The transcript is spliced from 5 exons. Gene Ontology annotation, molecular function: peptide-methionine (S)-S-oxide reductase activity. Bases 191 to 862 code for a protein of 223 amino acids. Gene Ontology annotation, biological process: cellular response to oxidative stress. Gene Ontology annotation, cellular component: cytoplasm.
AGUUUUGCUGUAGGGACGAGGGUGCUGGAAACUCAUUUGCAUGCCGAACUGCUAUCUUAAUGUGGAUAUUUAUUUUAAUUUAAUUUCUUACCCGCACAUACCGCACGGGAGGCUUUUGUGGCAAAGUCACAUUAACCUCUGGCUAGUUAAUAUUCAGCUGGCGAAGUCCCCCAGCACUUGAUGAAUAUUCAUGAGGUGGGCGAGGCCGUCCCCUCACUCCUCCUCCAGCUCCAUGGCGCUCGCGCGGACAUGUUUAUUUCUGAAAGCGGCAGCGCACGCGGCCAUCAUCAUCAUCGUCAUCCUCAUCGUCCUGCAGCUCGGUCUGCGCGUGACAGUCGCUCAGCUCAGUAUGGCAAACAAGAGCGCUUUGCCCACCAAAGAGCGCUCUCUGAAGGGCAGGGAGGAGAAAAUGGUCGUGGCAGCAAAGCAUGCAGCAAAUGGGAACCCCACAGUGGAGCCUUUUCCUGAUGGCAUGGAGAUGAUCAUGUUUGGAAUGGGCUGUUUUUGGGGAGCAGAGAGGCGCUUCUGGAGGAUUCCUGGUGUGUUCUCUACUCAAGUGGGCUACUCUGGGGGCUUCACACCUAACCCUACCUACAAUGAAGUGUGUUCAGGUUUAACAGGGCACACGGAAGUAGUGCGAGUGGUCUUCUCUCCUAAAGACGUCAGCUUAGAGAAACUUCUCAAAGUCUUCUGGGAAAGCCAUAACCCCACUCAAGGAAUGGCACAGGGGAAUGAUCAUGGCACGCAGUAUCGUUCUGCCAUCUACACCUACAGCCCAGAACAGCAAGAGCUGGCCGUGAGAAGCAAGCAUGUGUACCAGGAGGUGCAGUAUCUCAAAACACACACACAAACUUUCCUUUGAAUUCUGUUGCUCUAGAAUGAAUUACGGAUAUUUUCAUAACCCAUAGUCCUAACCCAGCUCCAACAUUAUUUACUUUUAUUUCUAAAUAUUUUUUACUAUUCUCAUUCAUGGUUUAUGUCAUUUUUCUAUAUUAUGUGUUAGAGGGGACAUAAGUGAGAAAUAAGGAUACACUACCAUUCAAAUGUUUUGGGCCAGGAAAAGAAAUGAAUACUUUUAUUCAGCAAGGACGCAUUAAAUUGAUCAGAAGUUACAGUAUAGACAUUUAUAAUGUUUAAAUGCCAUUUUAAGACCAUAAUUUACAGCACUAAUGAUAUUGAGCACAAAAUCAGCAUAUUAGAAUGAUGUCUGAAGACUUGAAUAAUAACUCCCGAUAAUUCAGCUUUGCCAUCACAUGCAAUCACAUCUAAUAAAAUGAUCAUUUUAUAAAUCAUGUUUUACUGUUGUUACUGUAGUUUUAUUGUAUUUUUGGUCAAAUGAAUGCAGCCUUUGUGAACAAAGUUCUUUCAAAACACUUAAGAGACACCAACAUUUUGAACAGUAAUGCGCAAAUCAGUUUAGUUAAUCAAAUAUAAUCAGAGUUGAAAUCCACUGAUUUUCUUUUUGCCCCAUCACAUCUCCAGAAGCUGUCUCAUUUCCAUCCUCUCUUUUCCAUUCUUUGCUGCUCUCAAACUGUCCACUGUCAAACGCUGACCGCCCACACCUGUCAGAGAGACGCGCUUGUGGAUGCUCAUGAACGCAGCUCAUCUGGAUGGCUGGACUGUUAUCCCUGUCAAACUAGUUUGAUGAUGCUUUGGUUUGUGAGAUACAGGAGCUUGGGUUGCCGUUCUUGCGGUAACCCUUUGCUCCUCAUGUCAUCGGUCUUGCUUCUAGGGCUCAGAUGUGAUUUGGGGGUGAGGGGAAUGAGGCAUGGGCAGGGAGGUGGGGUGACCCCUAUUGGCCUUGGCAUUGUGCACAUCAGGGUGAAAGGUCAAGCUUGCAGGAGGCAGCUGUGGUUAAAGGGGCACAAUCAGAUCAGGGGACCGAAACGGACAUGCUGUUGAUGGCCCUAGUGACCCCAC